AUGGGUGACGCUUUGGACCAUCUUGCCAACCGCACCAAGCUAGAAUGGCAGUGCAACCUCGACAUCGACUAUCAGCCAAAGAAGCACCACCGCAGAACCAGCAUCAUCUGCACCAUUGGCCCGAAGACCAAUUCUGUUGAGAAGAUUACCAUAUUGAGAAAGGCUGGCCUGAAUGUGGUCCGAAUGAACUUUUCUCACGGCUCAUAUGAGUACCACCAAUCUGUCAUUGACAAUACCAGACAGUCCACCAAAGACUAUCCUGGCCGUCCUGUUGCAAUUGCCCUCGAUACGAAAGGACCCGAGAUCCGAACGGGAAACACUCCAGGAGACAAAGAUAUUCCCAUCAAGGCAGGGCUUGAAUUGAACAUUACCACCGAUGAUCGAUACGCUACUGCGAGCGACGACAAGAACCUGUACGUUGACUACAAGAACAUCACCAAGGUGAUCGAUGCUGGCAAACUGAUCUACGUUGAUGAUGGCAUUCAAUCUUUCGAAGUCCUCAAAGUCGUUGAUGACAAGACUCUCCGAGUACGAGUGCUUAAUGAUGGACAAAUCUCUUCCAAGAAAGGUGUGAACCUGCCCGGAACAGAUGUUGACCUUCCGGCCUUGUCAAAGAAAGACAUUGCGGACUUGCAAUUUGGUGUCAAGAAUGGAGUCGACAUGAUUUUUGCUUCCUUCAUCCGUCGAGGAGAGGAUAUCAAACAUAUUCGAAAAGUGCUUGGCGAGGAGGGCAAGGAGAUCCAAAUCAUUGCAAAGAUUGAGAACCAGCAGGGUAUGAACAAUUUUGACGAGAUUCUCGCGGAGACCGACGGUGUCAUGGUCGCACGGGGAGAUCUCGGCAUUGAAAUCCCAGCUGCAAAGGUUUUCAUUGCCCAAAAGAUGAUGAUUGCCAAGUGUAACAUGAAGGGCAAGCCUGUUAUCUGUGCAACACAGAUGUUGGAGUCGAUGACUAACAACCCAAGACCAACGCGAGCUGAGGUCUCUGAUGUUGCAAAUGCCGUCCUCGACGGGGCCGACUGUGUCAUGUUGUCUGGUGAGACCGCCAAAGGCAAUUAUCCCAGAGAGGCCGUGACCAUGAUGCAUGAAACCUGCUUGUUGGCGGAGGUUGCGAUUCCCUAUGCCAAUGUCUUUGACGAAUUGAGAACAAGCUGCCCUCGACCCAUUGAGACCGUGGAGUCCAUUGCCAUUUCUGCUGUGGGCGCCAGUAUGGAAUUGAAUGCCGGCGCCAUUCUUGUUCUGACCACAAGUGGUCACUCGGCCCGACUUCUCUCCAAGUAUCGUCCAGUUUGUCCCAUCAUCAUGGUGACACGAAAUGCCACUGCCUCACGCUAUGCUCAUCUCUACCGUGGAGUUUACCCAUUCCACUUCCCUGAGCCCAAGCCAGACUUCCGUGGAGUGGACUGGCAGAAAGAUGUCGACAAGCGUUUGAAAUGGGGGAUCGCAAGUGCCAUCAAAUUGGGUGUUUUGACUCAAGGAGACAGUGUUGUCUGCGUGCAAGGAUGGAGAGGUGGUAUGGGCCACACCAAUACCAUUCGUGUUGUUCCGGCAGAGGAAGAUUUGGGUCUUAAAGAUUGA
Rhinocladiella mackenziei CBS 650.93 is the source of this 1575-nucleotide messenger RNA. RefSeq names its product pyruvate kinase. Gene Ontology annotation, biological process: glycolytic process. The record is from RefSeq and is a predicted model, not a curated record. NCBI's taxonomy places the organism in Eukaryota, Fungi, Ascomycota, Eurotiomycetes, Chaetothyriales, Herpotrichiellaceae. Gene Ontology annotation, molecular function: pyruvate kinase activity; magnesium ion binding; potassium ion binding. Gene Ontology annotation, cellular component: cytoplasm. The transcript has 7 exons. The coding region runs from base 1 to 1575 and encodes 524 amino acids.